Messenger RNA from Acanthosepion pharaonis, 1479 nucleotides. The record is from the annotation of a GenBank genome assembly. Lineage: Eukaryota; Metazoa; Mollusca; Cephalopoda; Sepiida; Sepiidae.
AUGAUAGCACCUUUCUGCUCUACCCCUCUGUCCCUCCAGUUCAUUUCUAUCCCAACCGGUUCGUCUUGGGGAAUUCCUUCCUUGUGGGAGCAGAGGUCUUGCUCGGACUGGGGCCACCCUGCCUCCUACUCCUUCACAGAUGACUCAGAGGCGUUCCCCGAGCUCUUUGCUUUCCUGGUGGGUGGUAACAGCGCAUUAGUCCGCUUGAUACCUAAUUUACCAUUUAUUCGCCACAGGUCAUACAAUUGGGUCCCAGAGACCUGGGGUCUCCUCCCCAAUUGGUUGGACAAUCCCGAGCCCUGUGCCCAGCGUAUUUACACGUCCAGCACACUAGCCCAUACCGGCCUGGCGUGGAUUUAUAGAAUCCAUACUGCAAGUCUCAUUCUCGUUUAUUCGGCUCUGCCUCCAAUUCCCAAUUUUCCACUACUUCUUCUUCUGGGUCCCGUGCCCCAACCUGCUCCUCCUUUUUCCUUAUCUUGGUACCCUGGGGUCCCUGGCUACGCUACCCCUUAUUCUGUCCCAAAGUCAUUCACUGUUGUGAGCUGCUUCAAUGGCCGCGGCCAGGGUGCUCGGUCCUUCCUUCAGGACGUCACCGCGCAGCUCCCUAACGCUCAACGCAUCCAUGUCGCCAACUCCGGGAACGCCAGUGCCGCUAGGCCCGCUAUUCUCUCUCCCAGAUCCUCCAUGGCUUCCUUAUCUCCCUGCCGGAGUCUGAACAAUUUCCUAACUGCCUCAAUGGCCGUGCUCUCACUGGCGUACUGUCGGAAUAGGGCAGACUUCAGCUCUGUCCACGUUAGGGUAGGGUUCUCCCUAUAUAGCCCUCCGACAUAUUUGGACACUGGGCCGGCCGCUUCUUCGUGUGCCAGCAGGACCAUCUCCUGGUCUGACAAGCCAUAUAUGACUUGUUUCUUUUGGAUCGACAGUAUCCAUUCCUGCAUCUUCGUUGGGUCGUCCCUAAACGAGGGCAGUUUCAUGCCUCCGAUUAGUCUGCGGAACCCCAUCAUAAUUUCGGGGACUCCCACCUCUCCCUGGUCAUCUGUGAUAUCUGAGCCCGCUACACUCAUCCUAACGCCUAAUUACGUUCCCCUUAUUCAACAAGAGACAACAAAAAAUAAGGAAAACUCGCCUCACACAAGAUCGACACUCCAACAGCAUGCAUGUGAAGAAAUCACACACAACAACUAUACACUGGCAGAUUUGCGUGCAACAAGCGAACCGAGGGCCAAAAAGGUGACUUACCUUUCUCUGCUCUAUGUUUUCUUCUUUUUUCCAAACCUUUCUGACCGAUAUCCCUUUUUUUUUUCUUUUUUCCGGGACAAGGAAUUGCGCUCCUCUCCCUCCAUGUCCCUGGUAAAUCUAUGGGUCGGAAUCCUGGAACAAGGCACCAAUUCUGACGUAGAAGCCCUGCCGGCUACAGCUCUGUCCUGUCUCUCCGGUGGUUCUGGCCGAAAAGUAAACCACCCGGUCCUCCCCCGGUGA